AUGCAUCAAGCUCAACCCCUAAGAGUGUUUGUGACCGUAAAAGCAACGAGCGAUUAUUAUCGCAAAGCCUGGUCGGCCCCGCAUGACGUCGUCGAGGCCGCACUGAGCGCCUUGUCUUCUGCUAGUGCAGACGUUCAUCCCGAGCAGGCCCCAUCAGCACAGCUGGUUGCGAUCCUUAAUUUCGACUCGAAAGCACGAUUGGUCUUCGACAUGUUUUAUGCCAGCUACGACUCAAAGACGGCAUAUCUUCCAGGCCAUGACGACGACUUGCGAGUCUGGGUUGUCACGGUGGGCAAGGGAACCGAAACAGACAUGAUCAAAGUGUCCUUGGCAACAAAGGGGACCGGGAUCAUGAUUAAUCGAGAAGUUCGAAGAAUCCAUGGCUCGAACACCCUGGAAGCGCGACCUCCUUUCAGAGAGGAUUAUACCAACGACAAGGCCCCGGUCAGCAUCAACCCGCGAUGUCCGGGGGGCAUCACAGAUUAG
Sodiomyces alkalinus F11 is the source of this 486-nucleotide messenger RNA. RefSeq lists its product as hypothetical. The transcript has a single exon. The coding region runs from base 1 to 486 and encodes 161 amino acids. NCBI's taxonomy places the organism in Eukaryota, Fungi, Ascomycota, Sordariomycetes, Glomerellales, Plectosphaerellaceae. The record is from RefSeq and is a predicted model, not a curated record.